AUGGGAACAGUCACUUCGACCACCCAAUCGUUGCAGAAACGGGAUUUGUUUGCAGUUUCCUUCGGAUUGGCUCUAUCCAUUGCAACAGCAUUUGCACUUCGGUACAGAGGAAAGAGGCUGAGGGAAGCACCGUGUUGCGACUGUGGACAUGGGCACUGUGGACAAAAGUCUGACUGUUGCAGCACAGCAGACGAUGGACCAAGUGAACCGAGUGGUGAAGCGAACGAAGAUCUUGAGGAUCUAGCCAGUGACGCUCACAUUUCAAGACCACCGCGUCUUGGGAUUGGGGAAGUUCUGCGGAAGCUGACCCGCUCAAGUGUUCCUACCGAUACGGUUGCAUCAGAUCAAUCUAGAUUGCCAGGCAGGCAACGGAUUCACGUGAAAACAUUUGGCUGUCCUCACAAUCAGUCUGAUGGCGAAUACAUGGCAGGCCAAUUGAAAGACUAUGGCUACACUCUUGUAGAUUCCUUGGAAGAGAGCGAUGCGGUUGUGAUCAAUUCCUGCACUGUCAAGCAUCCUUCAGAAACUAGAGCACUCAACCUUGUUUCCAAUGCACAACAGGCUGGCAAAGGUGUAGUGCUUGCAGGCUGUGUCCCAUCAAGCAAUCGACAGCUUGCAGAGAGCUUGGGAGUAAGCAUGCUGGAUGUUACCCAGCUUGAUCGCAUUGUUGAGGUGGUAGAGGAGACGGUGAAGGGAAACACAGUGAAACUGAUGGAGAAACGGAGCGACUUGCCAUCGUUGUCACUCCCGAAGGUACGGAAGCAUCGCUUGGCUGAGAUCAUUACCAUCAAUGCCGGCUGCCUUGGAAGCUGCACCUACUGCAAAACAAAGAUGUCUCGCGGGAAAGUGGUCUCAUAUCCCAUUGAGGCGAUUGUAGAUAGAGCCUUGGAGUCUGCUCGUGAAGGUGUUUGUCAGAUUGAACUUGCCUCAGAAGACAUGGGUGCCUAUGGUCUUGACAUCGGCACCAGUAUUGCAGAGCUACUUCGCAGUGUCUCUGAUGCGCUGAUGAAACACCAUCCGGGUGUAAUGCUUCGUACUGGGAUGACCAAUCCUCCAUUCAUCAUGCAGCAUAUUGAUGAAAUCAUCGAGGUCUUGAACAGACCCAACGUUCACGCCUUUAUGCAUAUCCCUGUUCAGUCCGGCUCAGAUCAAGUUCUCAGAACCAUGAGACGAGAAUACACUGUCGCUGAUUUCUCCUACCUGGCCGAUAGGCUGAAGGCUUCUGUUCCGGAGCUCUUUUUGCUUACAGACAUCAUUUGCGGUUUCCCAACCGAAAGUGAGGAAGACUGGCAAGAGACCAUGGCCUUGUGUCGAAAGUACAAGUUUCAGGGUAUUCACAUCUCGCAAUUUUAUGCCCGACCGGGAACCGCAGCAGCGCGGUUGAAGCCUUUGAAAAGCCACAUAGGGAAGGAUCGUUACAAGGAACUGGCAGAUCUUAUGACCUCUUAUGACCGCAAUGAGCACUUGCUUGGACGUGAGGAACGUGUGUGGUUUGCAGAUACUGAGCAGGAGCGGUCAAAGGGGGUCAACUUGCAAGGGCAGACCGUAGGUCGAACUAAGUCCUUUGCAAAGGUGCUUGUGCCCCGCAAUGACUCGUUGAUGGCUGAAGAAGCCAAGGCAGAAAAUCAACAAUUGAAGGCAAAAAUUGAGUCGCUGGGCAAGCUGGUAGCAAAGCAGCAGCAGGUGAUCGUGGAACACGAGGGCCGGUUGCGUGCUUUCAGUGCGAGGACAAUAGGUGCAAUGGUGGCAAUUCGCUUUGCAGGUGUCAAGCGGCGCCGCUUGAUCUCGUUGAACGACCCAAAAGAACCAGAGGCGCUGCAGUGA
Molecule: messenger RNA, 1824 nt
Organism: Durusdinium trenchii
Lineage: Eukaryota; Dinophyceae; Suessiales; Symbiodiniaceae
Source: the annotation of a GenBank genome assembly